AUGGCUCAGGCCACACGUCUGUAUCUCUUUGGAGAUCAGACAUAUGAUUUCGUGCCAAAGCUGAAGGAACUACUCGCGUACCACGAAAAUCCCAUACUGACGGCGUUCCUGGACCAAGCACAUUAUGUCAUUCGAGCUGAGUCGAUUGAGAGCUUGCCAGUUGCAGUGCACAAGGCUUCUCGAACCGCCAGUCUGGCGGAGUUGGUGCAAAAGUACACAGAAGGCAAGCUUGGUCCAGCAUUUCAGACAGCGCUUGCGUGUACUAGCCAACUCGGCGCAUUCAUUCGGGACGUGGAGCAAGAGGUUUACCCACAAGCCAACGACAGCUACGUCUUAGGCGUGUGCACUGGUUCGUUGGCAGCAGCAGCAGUAGCUUCAAGCACAUCUCUAUCACAACUUCUUCCGCUCGCAGUCCAGACUGUACUUGUGGCUUUCCGCCUGGGCUUGUGUGCCACGCACAUGAGGGAUCUCCUGUUGUCGGCAUCGGACGCAGAUGUGACCACCCAAUCUUGGUCAACAGUGCUACCAAAGAUUGGUCCUGCGGGGGCCAGCGAGGCCAUUGACGAAUUUUGCUCUGGAAAGGAUCUGCCGAGCGGAGGCCGACCAUGGAUCGCAUCUUACGCGACGAAGUCAACGACCAUCAGCGGUUCGCCGCUCGUGUUGCGAGAGCUGCUACGUACACCGGCGCUGGCAAACACAAAAUCAAUGUCGCUGCCAAUUUGCGUUCCUGCCCACAAUUCGGCCUUAUUCAACACACAACACAUUCGCAUGAUUCUGGCCACGACUCCUUCAGUCUCAUGGUCCGGUCACCCUAGCACGAUACCAUUCUUGUCCAGUGUCACAGGGAAGCUGGCUUGGGCCAGUAACUACUACGCACUGCUAGAACUUGCUUUGACGCAAUGCCUCGUUGACCCCAUUCGAUGGGAUAAAGUUGAGACCGACUUGCCGCAAUUUCUCAGUUCCGCUGUACUUGACAAAGUUGUCAUCAAGCCAAUGAACACGAUGGCACACAAGGCUCUUGCCAAUGCACUCUCUGCCCAUUUGGAAGUGACCGCCGAUAGCUCCACGAAGGCGACCGAUAAUUUCAGUCAUCGCUCAGGCUCGGCGAAGGGCAAACUCGCCAUCGUCUCCAUGUCUGGACGCUUUCCUGAAGCACAAAGCACGGAAGCAUUCUGGGAAUUACUAUAUCAAGGUCUCGAUGUCGUGAAAGAGGUCCCUCGUCGUCGCUGGAACAUCGACACACAUGUCGACCCAACAGGCAAGGCGCGUAACAAGGGCGCUUCAAAAUGGGGCUGUUGGCUCGAUUUUGCAGGUCAAUUCGAUCCGAAAUUCUUCAGCAUUUCCCCAAAGGAGGCGCCACAAAUGGAUCCCGCACAACGUAUGGCCUUGAUGUCUACGUAUGAGGCAAUGGAACGCGGCGGUAUCGUUCCGGACACAACCUCUUCUACUCAACGCAACCGAGUGGGCGUGUUUCACGGCGUGACAUCCAACGACUGGAUGGAGACAAAUACAGCUCAGAACAUCGACACCUACUUCAUCACUGGCGGCAAUCGAGGCUUUAUCCCGGGAAGAAUCAAUUUCUGCUUUGAAUUCUCCGGACCGUCUUUUACCAACGACACUGCUUGUUCUUCCAGUCUCGCAGCGAUUCAUCUUGCUUGCAAUUCACUUUGGAGAGGCGAUUGCGACACUGCCGUAGCCGGCGGUACUAACAUGAUCUUCACGCCUGAUGGGCACGCUGGCCUCGAUAAAGGAUUCUUCUUGUCGCGCACAGGAAAUUGCAAGCCAUUCGACGAUGCCGCAGAUGGAUACUGUCGUGCAGAGGGCGUAGGAACCGUGUUCAUCAAGCGACUCGAGGACGCCUUAGCAGAUAAGGAUCCAAUCCUUGGAGUCAUUCUGGACACAAAGACCAACCAUUCCGCUAUGUCUGAGUCAAUGACCAGACCCCUCGCUAGUGCCCAAAUCGAUAACAUGUCUGCAUGCUUGACCGCCGCCAACGUAGACCCGGACACGGUUGGCUACGUUGAAAUGCAUGGUACCGGAACCCAGGUCGGUGAUGCCGAGGAAAUGAAGUCUGUACUUGCGUGCUUCGCCCCGAACGAAGCCUUCCGUUCUCGUGACGUUUAUAUCGGCUCAGCGAAGGCGAACGUCGGGCAUGGUGAGGGUGUGUCUGGAGUGACCAGCUUGAUCAAAGUUUUGUUGAUGAUGCAGAACAACAUGAUUCCUCCACAUUGCGGCAUUAAACCUGGAAGCAAGAUCAACCACAACUACCCCGACCUGCCAGCCCGCAAGGUUCACAUUGCAUUUGAACCAAAACCUUGGCCAAGAAGCUCUGUUCCUCGUCGAGCCCUGAUCAAUAACUUCUCAGCUGCUGGUGGCAAUACGGCGCUUUUGAUUGAAGAUGCACCCACCCGCUCGACAGAAAAGCCACACACGGAGGACACUCGGUCACAGCAUAUCGUGACUGUAUCAGCCCACGUUGCAAAAUCUCUCAAGGGAAAUCUUGAAGCUCUCCUUGGAUUCCUGCAACGAACACCAGAAGCAUCGCUGUCUGAGCUCUCGUAUACAAUGACAGCUCGUCGAUGGCAUCACCUACAUCGUGUGAGUGUCACUGGCGCCUCGGUCGAUGAGAUCAAGACGAAACUCGCGAAGUGUAUUGAGAAUGGCGAUGGCAUGCACAGACCCAAAGCAAAGCCCAGCAUCGCGUUUGCAUACACUGGGCAAGGCAGUCAAUAUAUCGGAAUGGGCAAGCAGCUCUACGACGCCUACCCGAAAUUUCGCAGCGAACUCCAGAGACUUGAUCAACUGGCACAGAGCUACGGCUUCCCAUCAUUCCUCCACGUCUACACUUCGGCGGAAGCUGAAGGCGAGAUCGACGACCUGCUUCCAGUAGUCGUGCAGCUUGCGAUCGCAUGCUUGCAGAUGGCUCUCGGCAAUUUGCUCGCCUCAUUCGGCAUUCGCCCUACUUCUGUCAUUGGACACAGCCUUGGUGAGUACGCCGCUUUGCACAUGGCGGGAGUCCUCUCCGCCGCGGACACGAUCUAUCUCGUUGGCAGGAGGGCUCAGCUACUACAGGACAAGUGCCAAAGACACAGUCAUUGCAUGCUCGCUACGAAGGCAUCUGUGCAGAUACUUGACCAAAUCUUGGCUGGAACUCCUUACGAGAUCUCCUGCCGGAAUGGGCCAGAAGAUACAGUUCUUAGCGGAUCUUCAGCCGACAUGACUGAUGCUCGUCGACUACUGUCGGCCCAGAACAUCAAGUCAACAGUGUUGAAGCUACCUUUUGCCUUCCAUUCUGCACAAGUCGAGGCCAUCCUUCCCGAGUUCGAGAAGCUGGCUCAAGCAGUCACCUUCAACAAACCGACGAUGCCCGUAUUCUCUACGUUGCUGGGUAGAAUCGUCACCGAAAGCGGAGUCUUCGAUCCUUCAUAUCUUGCAAGGCACUGUCGCAAGCCAGUCGAUGCUGUUGGUGCACUUCAAGACGCGGCUAGUGGGUCGCUGGUCAAUAAGCGCACUGUCUUCAUCGACGUCGGACCAAAGCCUCUACUUUCUGGUAUGAUCAAGAUGACUUUGGGCUCAAAGCAGGUGGCUCUCCCAACCCUCAAACCCAAGAGCGAUGUUUGGUUGAACAUGCAAUCGAUCUUCUCGACACUGUACAACGGUGGCUUAGAUCUCAACUGGGGCGCCUACCAUGCACCAUUUGACGGCUCGAAGCGUGUCAUGUCAGAGCUGCCGACAUAUUCUUGGGACUUGAAGGAUUACUACAUCGAGUACGAAGGCGACUGGUGUCUCCAUCGCCACAAGAUUCACUGUAAUUGUGCUGAGGGUCAUGGACAGUGGCAGACAUCGAAGUAUGAGCCUGGCAAGCACUCCUUUGAGGGGAACGUGGUCGUCCCUGGCGGACAGUUGAAGGCCUCAUCGAAGCCAUCGAAACUUGAUGCGACAAAAGAGGCUUACCCGGAGAUACCGUUGACCACGACCCUUCACCGUGUUGUCGAAGAAAAGACGGAGCCGUUGGGCGCUACCUUCGUCGUUGAGACCGAUAUGUCAAGGCCAGAUGUCAACAAUAUUGCGCAAGGCCACCUCGUGGACGGUAUCCCAUUGGCUACUCCCUCAUUCUAUGCGGACAUUGCUGCACAGGCUGGGAAGUACUGCAUGGAUCGCAUUCGUGCCGGACAUCAGGGUGCCAUCGAUGGCCUGAUCGAUGUCUGCGACCUCGUUGUGGACAAGGCUUUGAUCCCCCACGGGAAGUCACCACAAUUGCUUCGUACCACUCUGACGAUGGCAUGGCCGCCCAAGGCUGCUGCUACCACUCGCAGCGCCAAAGUGAAGUUCGCAACGUACUUCGCGGAUGGCAAGCUGGAUACUGAGCAUGCGACCUGUACUGUUCGCUUCACUACCACUGCCCAGCUGAAGACACAACAGAAGCUCAUUCCGGAAUAUCGCAAAGCCAUUGAGUCAUUGCGAAGCAGAAUGAGUAGAGGAGAGCUCGUCCGCUACAACACCAAGAGUGGCUAUAAGCUAAUGAGUAGCAUGGCCAGCUUCCACACUGACUACAAGCUGCUCCAGAAUCUAAUUCUCAAUGAGGCUGAUAACGAAGCUAUCAGUGUCAUGAAUCUCGCCGGCUGCAAGGAUCAAGGAGUCUAUUCCAGCCACCCUGCGUUCAUUGACGCAUUCACUCAAGUCGCAGGAUUUGCAAUGAAUGCGAAGGAUGAUACAGAUAUCGACCAGACUGUGUUCGUAAACCAUGGCUGGAAGAGCUUCCAGGUCUAUGUGCCUCUGGACAAGACCAAGCCAUAUGAAGUCUACACCAAGAUGGUGCCUGACCAAACUGGCGAUCUGGUUCACGGUGAUCUUGUUGUGCUCGAUGGUGACAACAUCGUGGCGUUCUUCUCAGGGCUUUCGCUUCGAUCAGUGCCACGCAAGGCAUUGCGCGCUGUACUGCAGGCACAAUCUGAUAAGGCCGCUCGUCAGCGAGGAGAGAAGAUCUCAACAGCGCAACCGACAGCGACUAGACCGGCUGCUGUCGCGCCGAAGAAAGAACAAAAGGCUGCCCCAGCUCCUCAAAAGCCCACAGUCGCCCCGCAGAAACCAGAAAAACCAGCAACCUUGUCAAAGCCUCCUACGGAAGCGAAGGCCGCGCCAGUCAAGGCGACUUCCUCUGGAACAGGCCCUGAUCGAUCCAACUCUACUGUUCAAGCUGCGCUACAAAUUAUAUCGGAAGAAAGCGGCAUUGCAAUACAAGAGCUGACCGAUGACAGCGAGUUCACAGACAUUGGUGUCGACUCCUUGAGCUCGAUGGUCAUCGCAGGGCGCCUGCGGGAGGACCUCGAUCUCGACCUCGAUCCCGAUUUUGCUCUAUUCGCUACUUGUCCUACAGUGGGAUCUCUGAGGACGUUCAUCGGAGCGAUGGUGCCAGAGGCUCUCAGUAUUGUGCUAGCCACUCCAGUGCAGCCCGCUCAGCCAGCCAGUCCAGCUCCCGAACCAGAAGUAGUCGACACACCCGAGGCUGUGGAGGCUCAAGUCGCCCAUACUUCGCCGGUUCAGACCAAGCAUGUAUCAACUCCUGUAUCGACUGGUAACAACGAGUUGGUGGCUGCGGCGAUCAAAAUUGUAGCAGAGGAGUCUGGCAUGGCCCUAGAUGAUUUAACAGACGACACAGUCUUCACAGAAGUCGGCAUUGACUCACUGAGCUCUCUUGUCAUCAGCAGCAGGCUACGUGAAGAACUGGAAGUGGACCUUGAUUCAGACUUCUCCCUCUUCACUGAACUCCCGACUGUUCAGAAGCUCAAGGACUUCUUUGGCGGAUCAUGCGGGCAGAGCUCGGCCCAAACUUCAGCCACUCCGACCGAAGGCUUUGAUCUUUGCGCGUCAGAGAGCGACUGCGAGUCGUGCGCCACGCCCUCGAUGUCAUCCUCGUCCUGCGGAUCUGUUAGUGGAUCGAGAGGUGAUGAUGUGAUCAGUGUCACGUCAAAUGACACCAGCGGCGCCGAGGAACCUGACACUCCUGCUCUCAAGCUGGAACCGUACUGCCGAGCCACGAACUCUGUGAUCCUCCAAGGCCUUCCCAAGGUCGCACAGAAGACUCUCUUCAUGCUUCCCGAUGGCGGCGGCUCUGCAUCGUCGUAUCUCACCAUUCCACGACUGAAAGCAGAUGUUGCCAUCGUCGGACUCAACUGCCCGUACGCUCGCGAUCCGGAGAACAUGCGCUGCACCCACCAGGCCAUGAUCCAGUCCUUUGUGAACGAGAUCAAGCGACGUCAGCCUCAAGGACCUUACCACCUUGGUGGCUGGUCAUCUGGAGGUGCCUUCGCUUAUGUCACAGCAGAGGCUUUGGCCAAAGGCGGCGAUGAAGUGCACUCGCUGAUCAUCAUCGAUGCACCUGUGCCACAAGUCAUGGAGAAACUGCCCGUCGAGUUCUAUCAGCACUGCAACACUGUCGGAAUGUUCGCCAACCAACCAGGUGGCACGAGUGAUGGCUCUUCCGAACCUCCACCAUACUUGAUUCCGCACUUCGUCGCCGUCGUCGAUGUCAUGAUGGAUUAUAUUGUGGCUCCACUGCCCACAACCCGAAUGCCCAAGGUCGGCAUUCUAUGGGCGGCUGAUACAGUCAUGAAAGAAGAAGAGGCACCGAAGAUGAAGGGCAUGCACUUCAUGGUGCAGAAACGAAUCGAUUUCGGACCAGACGGCUGGGAGACAGUCUUACCUGGAGCCGAGUUUGAAAUCGUGAGAGCAGAUGGAGCGAGUCAUUUCACAUUGAUGCAAAAGGAUCAUGUACACCGAGUCAGCCAGCUUAUUGAGCGUGUCAUGAGCUAG
This is a messenger RNA of Cercospora beticola, 6813 nucleotides long. RefSeq lists its product as uncharacterized. Gene Ontology annotation, biological process: secondary metabolite biosynthetic process; fatty acid biosynthetic process. The record is from RefSeq and is a predicted model, not a curated record. Gene Ontology annotation, molecular function: fatty acid synthase activity; phosphopantetheine binding. Lineage: Eukaryota; Fungi; Ascomycota; Dothideomycetes; Mycosphaerellales; Mycosphaerellaceae.